GCUUGUCGGCGGCGGCUCCGUGUUCUCGGUGCAGAACAGCUCGUGGAGUGCGCCGAGCACCGAAUAUUACAAAGGCGCGUGUGUGCUUGGGGAUGUUGUUGUGGAUGGCGGCAGCGUGCUGCAGAUUGUGUCCAGCACUUUCCGUCUCGGCUUCGCCAUGCUCAUGGCAACCACGCUGACCGUGACUGGCGGCAGCUGGCUGGUGCACCGCGACAACGAGUUCCGCGCCGCCUACGUUGUGUACGUGACGAACUACUACGGCGUGGCGUUCCGCGAUCAGAGUGUGUGGUCGAUACUUGACAACAGCUUCACGUACGGCUCGUACUCGUCGACCAUCGCAAAUAUGACAAGCAACUGGUCACCACCAUCCGACGCGCGCCCGAUCAUCUACGGCGUGUGCAACGAGGCAAGGGGCUCACCUGUGACGAAUUACCAAUACGACCUCAAUAUUGGAGUGCCCGUGACGGUGUUGGACUGUGGUGCGUGCACCGUGGACGCCGUGUGCUUUGCGGCGAGGACGAGCAGCAUCAGCGGCUGUGAGUGUGUGUGCGCUGCUGGCGGCCACGGCGACACGUGUCUGCCAGCUGCUGUUCCGGACGGCCUUGGGCCGCUCCCGCUCCCCGAUGCGAAGGACACGGAGGUCCGCUGCGUGCACGGUGGCAGCAUCAGCUCCGUAGACGAUCCUGAUCCCGGUGUGCGUGGUCUGUGCUUUGUCAAUGUGACCUUCACUGCCGCGAUUGUGCUGGACCUGUCGCGUUUCGACGCACCACAGCAGACACUCAACAUCACGCUGCUGCAGUGCGUCCUCAUAGGCCUGUCGAUCAAGGGGAGUGGUGCGCGAGUGCACGUGAACGUGACAUCCUCGAUGUUGGAUUCUGGAGCGUUGGAGUUUGAGGGUGAUUUUGGUGCGAGCUCCCAGAUACUGGUGGUGGGCAGUACGCUUGUGACGACGUGGAGCCACGCCGUUGCCUUUUCGAAGUUUACUCUUGAUGCGACUUCGACGCUGCUGGUACUUGAAAACAACGUCGAGGGGAAUGGGUACGCAGUCUAUUUCAUCAAUGCUGUUGUUGUUGAUGGUGGCGGGAUCAUUGUGAAGGGAAAUACGCUGAGGGUAACGGGUGGGGUUGACAGUUUUGAAACUGCUAUUUAUUUUAACAUUGUUGCUGUGAAGAAUGGCGGCUACUUUGACGUGGAGAAUAAUACGAUGAGAGCCGUUAAUGGCGUUUAUUUUUUGGGGGAUACAACCGUGAGCUCCGCGGGGCUGCUGAGAGUGGCGGACUGCGACUUUUUUGGCAGCGCGGAGGUUUUUGGUUCUACGCUUUUGUACUUGGACGGCUCGGUGGUUCUCGAAGGUGGUGCGCAGUGGCGUGUGGAGGGCAAUGAAGUUGGCACGGAUCCGUUAUUAUUCGUUCCGUAUUCCUCUUACAAAAUUUGGUUGUUCGGCAGUGGCACCACCGUGGCGCUUGCACACAACCGUCAGGUGGAAAGAAGCGCCUUCUUCGCUCGGACUCUUCCAACAAACACGUUUUUGGCUUCACCCGCGCGUUUUGCGGUGGGUUGCAACCUGCAGGGCGAUGAGGAGGUGUCGUACGCCGGUGUGUUUCCGGAGGAGGUGGUGGUGUUCAGGUGUGACACAUGCAACGAUGACGCGGCGUGCUACAUGCCCGGGACGGAGUCGGUGGACCGCGGCUCGUGCUCGUGCAGCUGCAAGGACGGAUGGCAUGGCGCGUCGUGUCUUCCCUUCGAGGUGCCCGACACGGUUGUACCGCCCGUAGCGGAGAGAGCCGUUGACGGUGACACGAGCUGUGUGGUGAACGAGACGCUGACGAAAAUUACGCUGAACAUGUGGAAGACGCACCACUGCUACAUGGGUGUGACAUUCAGCGGCGUGGGUGCUGUGCUGACGUUUUUCCUCGACAGUAUGCCGCUGCAUCUCCCCAUCAACAUCACGCUCACCGGGUGCACAUUCCGUGAGGGUGCUUCGCUGCGUUUUGUUGGUGGUGCUGAGUCGGCCGAGUCAUCCGGCCUCCUGAUCCGCGUGAGCCAGGCGGUGAUGCGUUCCUCCGUUGUUGCUUUUGCACUUGCCCUUCCGCAGCACUGCGACAUUGCCGUCACGGAGGUUGACGCGGUGCAGUCUUCCGCGGUCUAUUUGCCGGACACCGUGAAUAAAAUGCUGAGCGUAGUAAUGCUGCACGACGUUGUAUUGAAUGCGUCCUCGCUGUUGGUCAGCAACGUCAAGGCACAUGCAAUGUGGUAUGGUGCGUUCGGUUUGCACUCCACAGGGAUGCUGACACUGGUGGGUGGCAGCUCACUGUACACGCGGUACUGCAGCUUCGAUGGAUACACACACCUGUUUUACUUGAAUAUCCUCAGUGCCAGCGAUCACUCUGUUUUUGUGCUGCUCAACAACACAAUGGCUUCCGGGAGAAGCCUGCUGUACCAGUACCGUGGCUUCAGCGUGUCGGAUCACAGCGUGUUGCGCGUGGUGGGGAACAGCGGUUCCGUGUCCUAUGCCAUCUAUUCACUAAAGUUAUGGAUCGUUGAGCGGUCAAGCUGGCUGGAUUGGCGAGACAACGACGUGGGAGUGGGUGCGAUGCUCUACGACAGUGGCUCCGCUUUUGUGAGUGUCGACAGCAGCAGUGUGUUGACGCUGACGGGCUGCAAGAUGGGCUCAACUGGUUUGUCGGUGCCUUUGCUAUCUCUGGUUGACGCCGGCUACCGGUUCGUUGCUGGGUGCCUGACGGUCGCAGGACGGGUGGUGACGACGGCGGCAGAACUGGAGCUCCACGGCAUCACCGACGUGACGACGGUUGCCGCAUGCGGGAAUUGCACGAAGGAGGGAGACUGCUUUGCUCCGCUGACGACGGCGGUCGUUGACUGCAAGUGCCAGUGCGCUGCUGGAGGGCACGGCGAUGUGUGCGUCCCGGCGCCUGUGCCUGCUGGCCCGCCGCCGCCGCCGCCAGUGCCGCCCACGCCGCCGGUGCCGCCACCUCCGCCGGUUGGUGAGUGCAUCAGCGACAUGGUGUACCCCGAGGUGGCGCAGGCUGUGGGCAGCGGGCUGUCGUGGCUGUGCUACCGCAAUGUGACGUUCAGCGGGGGCCGCAUGAUUCUGACGGUGCUGGUUGGGGCGAUGACGGGCGACUUGGCGAAUGCCACGUUCGAUGGAUGCACGUGGAGGGAUGGCGCCGUUCUGUUGCUGUUGGGCAACGCGUACGCCGCUGUGGGGUCGCUGAACAUCGUCGUCACCGGCAAUACAUUUAUUGACGCGCUGCUUAGCCCGGAGGGUGUGUUUCCACCGCGCACGAAUAUCACGAUCAGCGGGAACCGCUUUGCGGUCACGAGGCUGGUCCCUCGGUUGGGUUUAGGUCUUAGAAGGCCGUCGUGUGUCUCGAUGAAUGAGCUGGUGAUCAGCAACGACUCCGCGGUGGUGCUCAGUGGCAAUGUGUUUCAGAGCGUGAGGGCAUCGUCGAGCGCCAUUUACGUUUUCAGAUCUGCGCUGAGGGUGAUGUGGCACUCCGUGUUUGCGGUGGUGGGCAAUACGUUUCAUAUGGCUGGCGGUAACGGCACGCUGAUACAUCUUGAAGGACCUAGCCAGUCCUUGUCGCUGAGUGUACUGAACAACUCUGCCGUGGUGGUCCGAGGCAACGUUGUUCUGGGGGGGUUAAGGCACUUCAUGCUGUUUCUCUGGGCCUUAAUUGUGGAGUCUUGGUCAGCGGUUGUGUUUCAGGGCAACGACAUGCAGGGAAGUUCGGCUGUCUUUAUAUCGAGAUCCAUUUUCCAUAUUUACUACAACUCCUGGCUGCAGUUGAGUGGCAACCUCUGCCGCGUAUCACCAUUGGAAGCCUUUGCUUUUUUUAACCCUACGGUGAAUCUCCGUGACUCCACGGUCUCUGUGUCCGGCAACCGAUUCAUGUCCAGCGCUGGCACGCCGACAGUUCUGCGGAUAUCCACCGGGUCCAGCGAUCUCACAAACGGAGCGAUUGUGGCUGCGUGCAACACUGUGAACGGCGAGGAGGGGGUGAACUACGCCAUCCCGUCCGUGUACAAUGCCAACAUUCUGAAGUGCAGCGAUCCAUGCGCCCUUGCGGCGUCGUGCUUCCCCGCGUACACGACGAUUGCCUCGAGUGAUGGCUGCGCCUGCAGAUGUGCGGAGGGCGGCCACGGCGAUGCGUGCCUGCCCGUCGCUGUCCCCGAGCCGCCGAGCACCGACGGCGCCGACUUGUGCGUGCGCGACGUGCGUGUGGAUGUGGAGCUGAACGCCGGCCUCGGGACGUCGGUGGUGUGCUACGUUGGCGUGACCUUUGCGGCGGACGUCGUGGUGGAAGUGGAGUCGAUGUCGGGGAGCGUGCGCAACGUGACGCUGGCGAACUGCACGUUUGUGGACGGAGCGAGCCUGUACGUUUUCGGGUGGCGAUCCGACCCGACUGCUGGCGAGCGCGCCGAUGUGUUGAUCAGCGGGCUUGAGUCGCGCUCCGGCGGCGGCGUGGUGGUGGCGAACCGAUACCCGCCGGGCUCGCGCGUCACUGUGGUGGACUCGGUGCUGAUCGCAGAGAAGCGCGUUGCGUACCGCGACGCCUACGGCCUUGGCGACGCCUCCGCGUGCCUCGUGGUGCACAACGUGAAUCUGACUGGGAGCGUGCUGACCAUUGCGCGCACGCAUGGUGGCGGCGGUGUUUGGCGACCCUGUU
Messenger RNA from Trypanosoma cruzi, 4688 nucleotides. RefSeq names its product dispersed gene family protein 1 (DGF-1), putative. The annotation marks the transcript as partial. The transcript has a single exon. Gene Ontology annotation, molecular function: Notch binding. Lineage: Eukaryota; Euglenozoa; Kinetoplastea; Trypanosomatida; Trypanosomatidae. The record is from RefSeq and is a predicted model, not a curated record.